AUGACCUCUAAUUGGGAGUUAUCAGAUCCUCUAUGCGAUAGCAUUGUGUUUCGAGUAUUGAAUUAUGUUCUUCCUUCCUAUGGAAUCGUGUUUCUUUACAACAUCUCCAUAACGAAGGGACUCUGCAGUAACUGUGGUCAAAACGAAUUUCGCUGUCACAUAAAUCGUGCUGAAUGUGUUCCAUUAUCAAAAGUUUGCGAUCUUCAACCAGACUGUCUGAACGGCGAGGACGAAAAAGAGUGUGAUUUGAUUGACUUGUGGUCACACUGUUCAGAAAACUUAUUCAGUACAUCUGGCCUUAUUAAAGGUCAACAAGAGAACAGUUCGGAUGGGAACAACACAUUGCCUGUUUUGCAGUUGUCUAGACUAAAUAUCUGUUAUGAUGGAGACCAAUGUCAAUAUGACCCUUCAUACUCAUGUUCCCUUCGAUGCCCAAUUAACUGUACUUGUUCUGGUCUCUCUUUCAUUUGCUCCUCAGAAAACGCACCGUAUUUUGCAACCUCUAUUACUUUUACUGGUCUUGAGCAAAGGGCCUUGGUGAUUAGUGGAUAUUAUGUCAAUUUAAAAGAAUUAAGAGUUGUUCACUGUAAAUUACAGUAUCUAAACAUCACUUCCACGUCAUUGAUAGAAACAUUAUUCAUUAGUCACAGUUCGAUUGGUUUUUCUUUAACUAAUGAUGAAAAAAAUAAACUUCGAUUUGUACGUAUUUUUAAGAGUACGUUUGACACAAUGAGGUUCAUCCGCGAAGAAGAUCAUACCUUUAAUUUCUACGUUCGAAAGAGCAAAGUAAAAUCGACAAAUAAGAAAGACAUCUAUCGCUUGGGUGGCUUACAUGUAGAUGUGGACAUUUCCGAGAGUGAAGGUUUUCCUUUUAUUAUAGGAUCAAUUCUUAAUAAUCCUGUAGUUAAUUUUAGUUCCUGCAAUUUAAAUAUCCAACCUGAUUCCUACAUAGAAACAGUAAAUCUUGAUCUUAGUCAUAAUUUUCUAACAAAGUGGCAUAUGACAUCCAUAGUUCAAAUUGUGCAUCUCCAAGGAAAUUUACUUGAAUCUAUUAAUUGUACAUUUGAUUUUAAGCGAUCUGAAUCUUAUUUACAAUACCUGGAUCUCUCGUUUAAUUAUCUUUCAGAAAUAAAGGAAGACGAUUUCAUAGAUUUUCCCAAUAUUUUAUACUUAAAACUUCGGAAUAAUCGUAUUAGUGAUAUUCAUGAAAAUGCUUUUUCGGUCAUUUCAAAAAUCAUUUAUCUAGAUUUGUCAAAUAAUAAUCUUCGUUUACUGACACAGAAACAUUUUCUUAUUCUAUCAAGUUUACAAUAUCUGUAUUUACACAAAAACAAAAUAAAAAUUUUAGACGGAAUGUUUGACGGCCUGUUAGGUAUUCAGUAUCUUCAAGUGGAAUCAUUCACGCUUUGUUGUGCUAAACCAAAGACUGAGCACAAAAGUGUUUGUUCAGCCCCAGUAAAUGAGAUAUCUUCUUGCUCUAAUUUGAUUGACACCCCACUUCUCAGAAUCAUUAUUUGGUACAUGGCCCUUUUUUCUGUAUUUGGAAACUUAUUCGGACUACUUUAUAGGUUCCUUGUUUUGCAGAAAAAGAAAAUAACAUCAUUUGAUAUUUAUUCUAUGAACCUUGGAUUAGCAGACUUUUUAAUGGGAGUGUAUCUCUAUAUAAUAGCUAUUGCUGAUUUAAUAUUCAAUGGCCAAUAUGCUUUUGAAGACGAAUCAUGGAGGCAUACACCUCAGUGUACUUUUGCUGGUGUUUUGGCAACAACUUCUAGCGAGGCAUCUGCUCUUUUUGUUCUAAUCAUUACAAUAGAUCGUAUCUUAGUCAUUCGAUUUCCGUUUUCAAUAUUAGAAAAAAAUCGACUUACUGCAAAAGUUGUUUCCCUUCUAGUUUGGACAGUUUCUCUUUUGUUAUCCCUUCUGCCUUUGUUUGGAAAUCAGUACUUUGACGACUAUUAUUCUAGUUCUGGUAUUUGUAUUUCUUUACCUCUAUCCGUUCUACGUAAACCUGGAUGGGAAUACUCAAUGGUGAUCUUCGUCGGAGCGAAUUUCAUCAUUUUCAUUGCUAUACUAGUGGGACAAUUCAUCAUUUUCAUUGAUGUUGUUCGAAUGAGAAAACGGGUGAACUUAAAAUGCACUUCACAAAAGAAGAGAGAAAUCAGUUUGGCUAAAACCCUUAUAAUGGUGGCAGUUACAGAUAUGCUGUGCUGGAUCCCUAUCGGAGUAAUUGGUUUUCUGACGUUUGUUGGUAUUGAUGUCACAACUAAAGCGUAUGCCUGGGUCAUAGUCGUGGUUCUUCCUAUUAAUUCAGCGCUCAAUCCAAUAAUCUACACUUUUUCAGCAAUCUUGAGACACAGGUUCCAGAAGGCAGGACAAACAAAUGGUCAUAAUUCAAAGCAGAAGAUGGACUCCCAGAGUACUGUGAAGGAACAAAGCGUUCAAACAACAUGAACAUAUCUAAGUAAAUAAAUAAGUCAAAUGACUUAAAAUAAUUUAA
Molecule: messenger RNA, 2494 nt
Organism: Saccostrea cuccullata (small rock oyster)
Lineage: Eukaryota; Metazoa; Mollusca; Bivalvia; Ostreida; Ostreidae
Product: G-protein coupled receptor GRL101-like
Exons: 6
Coding region: 1-2448 (815 amino acids)
Biological process (GO): activation of adenylate cyclase activity; adenylate cyclase-activating G protein-coupled receptor signaling pathway; hormone-mediated signaling pathway
Cellular component (GO): plasma membrane
Molecular function (GO): protein binding; G protein-coupled peptide receptor activity
Source: RefSeq, a predicted model, not a curated record